GUCAAUUCACCAGAGCGAAAGGGUAAAACCGUCUUUCUUCCACAUCCUAUACCCUAAAAGCCCCACCCUCUAAAACCGUUUGCCCGGGAAAGUUCGACCAGUCGGAAAAUCGCUGUGUAAUCGACUCUCUCUCCCAGUUUCAUUUCGCGAAAGUUCCGAAGUUGGAGAAUGGGGUCAGGUUCGAAGCAAUCGAGACAACCAGACAACAGCGACUCUGUUUUGGAGGAGAGCAGCGACCCUUUUUCAGAAGAUGGGAGCGAUGUAGACAGUGAAAUGGAGUCAGAAGAAAAUGAUGUCGACCAAAGUGAGGGACAGAAAGAUGCCGAGUUGGAAGAGUUAGAGAAAGAGUAUUCAAAUCUGCGUCACCAGGAGCAGGAUCUCUUAAAGAAUUUGAAGAGACACAAGGAUGAAGAUAUUCUAAAAGGUCAAGCAGUGAAGAACCAAAAGGCUCUCUGGGACAAGACGCUUGAGUUGAGGUUCCUACUGCAGAAAGCAUUCUCAAGUUCAAAUAAAUUACCACAGGAACCAUUGAAAUCCUCAUUCUGCAGCUCAGACAAAGCAGUUCGUCAAGUGUAUUCAGACCUGAUAACCUCAUCCGAGCAGACACUUAAUUGCUUAUUGGAACUACAGGAGGCUUUGCUUGAGAAGAACCCUUCCAUAACUCAAGUCAGAAAUGGAACUGAUACAGAAUCUCACAAGGGUGAAGAUGCAUCCAACAAUUUCGAUGGAGAGAGUGAUGAGGCAUGGUUACAGAUACACAGAAUGCACAGCAGAGUAGCUCCAUUCAGAGACAGCUCAAUAGAUAAAUGGCAAAGAAAGACCCAAGUGACAACGGGUGCAGCUGCUCUCAAAGGCAAAUUACAUGCUUUUAAUCAGAACAUCAGUGAACAAGUAGCUCAAUAUAUGAGGGACCCGAGUAGAAUGAUUAAGAGGAUGCAAUUGAGGAGGUCCACUGUUAGUAUUUUUGGGGAAGUUCCUGCAGUGGCUGGCAGCAUAAAGGAAGAGGAUAUGAUUGUGGAUGGAGAUCCUGAACUUCUGGAUGACUCAGAGUUCUACCAGCAACUUCUCAAGGAAUUCUUCGAGUCGUGUGAUCCAACAUCAUCUGAGAUGGCUUUUUAUGCACUAAAAAAGGUGCAAACCAAGAAACGGAAGGUAGUUGAUCGGCGUGCAUCCAAGGGCCGCAAGAUAAGUUGGUGUCUUUCAUUGAUUUUGCAGGUACCAUAAGCACAAAGAGAUAGAGCAUUUCAUGGCUCCGGAGCCUAUGAAUCUUCCCCCUAUGGCCCCAAAACUGUUUGAGAAUUUGUUCGGCCAGAAAAAUCAGAAAUCAGCCCCCGUCGCAGUGUAGCUGCAGCCAGGGGUGA
Magnolia sinica is the source of this 1361-nucleotide messenger RNA. RefSeq lists its product as uncharacterized. The transcript is spliced from 14 exons. Gene Ontology annotation, cellular component: nucleolus; nucleus. Lineage: Eukaryota; Viridiplantae; Streptophyta; Magnoliopsida; Magnoliales; Magnoliaceae. The coding region runs from base 169 to 1224 and encodes 351 amino acids. The record is from RefSeq and is a predicted model, not a curated record.